Cryptomeria japonica (Japanese cedar) is the source of this 2094-nucleotide messenger RNA. RefSeq names its product protein ENHANCED DISEASE RESISTANCE 2-like. The record is from RefSeq and is a predicted model, not a curated record. The transcript has 2 exons. Bases 731 to 1768 code for a protein of 345 amino acids. NCBI's taxonomy places the organism in Eukaryota, Viridiplantae, Streptophyta, Pinopsida, Cupressales, Cupressaceae.
UUGUCCUCCGCCUUCUUUUCUUAGCCUUCCCCCCAUAACUUUCGACAUCGUUCAUUCUUUUCGGAGUCAAGAUCUUCUAUGUGCCAUUUUUUCUCAAUUUCUUUCGUACUUUCUGGACUGCCAGAAACUGUUUGCACUCGAUAGCUGUGGUGGGAGAUCGAUCAAAGGGACAUAGUUAUCCGCACGGAUCAGAUCUACAAAUCUCUGGUUUUUGCAAAGCGUAAUUGGAUUUUUCGAUUUGAAUUUGACUCGCGUUUGGCUUCACAAAUUUGCUGCUACUUUCUUCAUCAGAAAAUAUGUGACAAGCGACAAAGCUGAGGAUUGAUUGGUUGCUUUGUUUGAAGAUCUUGAGAUUCAGUUGAUUUAUUUUGUUUGUGUUGCUGGAUUAUUUUGAUGACCAGGGUUUAGAGGAAGAACAGAGAUUUGAGAUCUGAAGUCUUUUCUGUAGAGUUUUUUUCACAGCCAAUUUGACACAGUGGGAAGAUUGGCUUCUGUUGAGGAUAUACUUCACAUUUACAUCAUUUAGAAAGAAAAGGCAGAGUCUGGCAUUAGGGUAUUGGCUGGUUUCUAUCUUUCUAUCAGGCAAUAUUUAUUAAAGAGGAUUACAUAGAUUGGAAUGCAUUUCAUAGUUUGAGCAAUUUUUAAGACAACUUGCUGCAUCGUUCUUCUUCAAGACAACAAUAAGAAAAUUGGUGUAGAUUGCCCGUCUAUUGCAUACAAAGAUUCAUAAAUGGCUGAUAUUGAGGGCGAAAAUGAUCCUGAAUGGGUCAAAAGGCUCAAGCAUCAGGGAUCUGUACGUCUUCUAGAUCUAGACAAUUGUCCCAAUGGCUGGGCCUCUCCUCCCGGGGACCGUUUCCGCGUGAGAGGACCUGAUUAUCUUACCUCUAAAACAAAGAUUGGUGGAGGGGAUUGGCUUCUUAAGCCUUUGGCUUUUGAUUGGCUUAAGGGCUCCUCCAAGAUUCAUGAAGUGUUGAAGCAUCCUAAUGGUCGAGUCAGGCGGGCUCUAGAAGAAGCCUGCAAGGGUUGUGAGGAUGACAAGAAACCUUUUGUUUGGGCCUUCAAUCUGCAAGUCCCCAGCAAGGAUAACCACACUGCAGUGGCAUAUUUUUACACUUAUGACCCUAUUCCCGAGGGAUCUCUCAUGGAUCAAUUUAUCAAAGGUGACGAUGCAUUCAGAAAGUCCCGCCUCAAGCUGAUUGCGAAUAUUGUCAAGGGACCUUGGAUUGUAAGAACAGCUGUUGGAGAACAGGCUAUAUGCAUUCUUGGUAGAGCUGUCUCUUGUAAGUAUUCACAGGGGGAAAAUUUUAUAGAGAUUGAUGUGGAUAUUGGUGCCUCUAUCAUUGCCAAUGCAAUUGUGCAUCUUGCGUUUGGGUAUAUUACAAGUUUGACUGUUGAUUUGGCAUUUUUAAUAGAAAGUCAGACGGAAGACGAACUUCCUGAGAGGAUAUUAGGAGCAGUUAGGUUUUCAGAGCUUGAUCCAGCUUCCGCCAAGUCUAUUGAACAUGUUCCAUACUCUGAUGGUUGUUCAGAGAAUGGAGAUUCUUCCCUUCCUUCGCAGGUUUGGUGGAAGUCAAUUGGGCAAGGAUUUUCACACAUGCUACAUCCAAAUGCAGUUGAUGGAACAGAUAAUGCUUCACCAGAUGUUAAGGUGGCUGAUUCCUCACAUAUAAAUGGGGUUGAUUCUGAUUCUUCACAUCAAAAUAAGGUUGAUUCUUCCAAUGUUAAUGGGAUGAACCAUAGUAAAGAAGAUAGUGAAAAGAUGUCCUAAGAUUCUUGGUCUUUUAGAAGUUUGCUUAAUUUUAGUACUGUUCUGCACUGUCUGCCUUCAAAAACUGGUGACAUUUCCUCCUUGUUUCUGCUUACAAGUGGUGCUAGACAAGGGAUUAGAGGAGCACAAGUUGCUUCUCUAUAACGGAGCAGAGGGAAUGGUAAACAGGAUGGAUGGGGGAGACACUUGGUGUAUUCACUGAUUUGCAGGAUGGUGAUGAAGGGAGACAUGGCACAAUUAUUUACAUUUCAAUCUGUACUGUUCUUUAUUUAGAAAGGAUACUCAUCCACUUAUUAUUUAUAAGUUUCAUUUGGUUUUUCUUAGCA